CGGUGGUGGACAAAAGCGUGAUGCCGAAAAUAAAAAUAAACGUCGCCCUUGCUUCGUCAAAUUUUCGUGUGGUUUCAGAUAGAAUUUCUGGCGGAAAAACAACUGAAAUCAAGCUCUUAAAUAGUGAUUUGUGAUACUUAGCAGGUUAGUUUUCGAAAUCUAUUAAAAUUCAGUGGCAGGCAACUGUAUUUCUGCGUUAAAUUGAUUUACCAAAUUGCGUGAAAAAGCAAUAAAAAUUGGGAAAAUUUGCAGUGUGUUGAAAAAGUAGGCGAAAUUACGCAUUUCGUUUUUGCCUAGUGGUGGGUUUGAGAGAACCAAACGAUAAUAAAAGCGAAUCAAAAAUUGUACAACAAAUUAGCGGAAAACGCGUGGUGUUGUGAAAAAGCAGGAGAUGAAAACAAAUGAUAGGGUUAUUGUGUAUUAAUUUGUGCAUUAACAAAUUUUAAUAAAAUUCUAUACAAUGGAGAACAAAUGCAAUAAAACUCCUAAUACCAACAACAAAUACAUGGAUCACGUUUACUGUCAUCCAACUGAAAGCAAAAACUACAUACGCGCCAACAACAAUGCAGGGGGUGGUGGUGGAGCUGCCUCAGCGGCGAAUACAGACUACCUGGCGCUGCUCAAAGAAAAUAAACAACUUCGCGCUAUGUUGAUACUGCAUUUGGACUUGAUACAGGCACAAAGUGAUCAACUUCAAGUGAAGGAUAAACAGCUUGCGACACAAAAUGAAGAACUGGAUGAAAUACGCACAAAAAAUCAACAGCUGGAGACACAAGUGCAAGAGUUGCAGAAACAAUUACAGCGGCAUAUAAAAAGAACCGCGGUUUCGCCACCACCACUUGCAAAGAUACAGCGUACAACUGAACCGUUAUUAACCAGUCUAGUAUCUCCUGCAACAUCAGCAGCGGCAGUGACUACUUCUACCACACAGAAUAUAAUUGGCGAAUGCAAUGGUAAGCUUAUAAGUAAAAUAAUAUUGCAACGUGUUAGUUUGCCUGAGGAUAGUCCGAACUCGACAACCACUGGCACUUCCGAAACCACAUCCGAUGCGGAUGACAGCACAGCUAGUAAGACACAUGCCGAACAAGACGACCACGAUGAUGACGAUGCUGGUGAAGAUGAGGGGGAAGAAGAAGAAGACAAUGAUAUGGAGGACGGUGGCGAAACUACAGGCAACACUACUGAGGACAGCAAUGAUGUGCUUGCGUUGCUUACUACGCUAUCUGAUCAUCAAAGGAUGUCACCAGUACUUGUAUCGCGUGGCGCCAAAACUUUACGCCAACUUGCCGCCGUUCCAGUACAGACCACGGUUUCGGCACCGACAACUACAACGUCUGCAUUGCCUAGUACGCCUGCUGUGGUGCCCACCGUUACCACUACUGCUCCAACGACAACACAAGUGUGUGUUACCCCACCAACGCCAAGUCGCGGCAAACAGAUGCCGUUGAUGUUGUGGCAUGCGCCGGAUUUGCAAUCCGAAGAAUCUGCAAGCUGUGAGUCACUUGGCGAACUUUCUGAUCAGCGUUCAAUGAUUGCCUCGCCUGCUUCGCCAAAAAUCGAACAUAAAUCGAAGAAACCAAAGAAUAUCACAACAACACACUCGCUUCGAAGCGGAACCAAUUUGCAAUCACAGCAACGACAAAAUAAGCCACGUCGAUGUGCUUACAUAUCCACAGGAGAAAUGUACUGCACACGUGCAUGGGAAGAUGAAGAGGUAAUUGCUGAUGGUUACGAAUUCAUUAAGGAAGAGGCCGAAGCACUACAAGCUGAUGCACCCAUGCUAGAGAUACCCAAAUGGACUGAGCACGAACUUGCCGUAUCUUACUGCAUCGAAGGUACCGAAAAUCUAUCGGACGAAACGUUCCUUAAGCGUCAUGAAAAGUUAGAAUUGGCCGAGAAGAGACGUAAGAAAUGGGACGUGCAGCAGAUACGCGAACAGCGCCGCAUUGAAAAACUGAAACGGCGUCAUUGCAAAGAUGAAAUACAAGUACCGCCGGAUCAACAGCCAUUAUUGAGUUUCUAUCCUCAGCCGGAUACCGUGCAGACAAUAUGCUUUACUAGUGAUUUGCCAGUGCAAGCAUUUGGUGAGCUAGUGCCAAAAUUGAAUGCACACAAUGAAUUUGACUUGCCAUGGCUUGAAGCAUUGGCUACUGCACGCACGCCAGGCUCGAUUGUGACAUUGGCGCAAAGUCAAGCCGGUGCCAAUCCAUCGUCAGCACAAGGACAGCAACAGCUGAUGAAUUCGACCUUUGUGUUUGUCAAAAAACGUAAGCGACAGCAAAGCAACACAGCUGGUGGUGCAGGAGUAACACAAACAGCACGUCAACGUGGCGGACGGCGUAGGGCAGCAGCAGUAGCGGACGCUACCGCAGUUACGGCAACGGUACCCGAGACUGCUGCAACAACGGCAGCCGCCACUGCAACGCCAGUUGUGUCAGAGACUGCAGAGGCAACACAGCCAGCGACGGCGGAGCCAACUGCAGCUACAACAGCAGUUGCUGAUGAUGUUAACAUCAUUGCGAGUAAGGUUACCAACGAAGAACCUCCAAAGUAGUUAAGCUUUAGCGCUGCAAUUAGCAAUAUGUAUGUUAAUGUGCUGGGAAAGUUCCGAAGCUACUUAAGAAACUAUAGUUGGUCUCAUCAGUAAAGUUUAAAAAUGAAUUUGUAAAUGAUUUUCAAGUAAGUCAAUGCGUUGGUGCGCAUUGCUGUAGUAACAAAGUUAGUUAAGCCAAUACAAUUGAACACAUGUAUUUUGGCGGAUGUUUCACAAAUUGCUAUAUUAAGUUGGUAAUUAAGUACAUAUUUCGCACAAACUUUGAAUUUGAAUUCAGUACGAGGAAACUCUGUCGUGUGCACUGAUCAUAAUAACUGCUGUGGGGCCCAGAAACUAGAAUGCAUGGAUGAAGUAUAUCAACACAUCUAGUUUGAGAUAUGUAUUUACCUAUUUCUUUGUGUGUUGAUAAUUGUAAAAGCACUUAUUUUCGGAAGAUGUAACAUUUCUCUGGUUUGUAGUAAUUUAUUUGGCAGAGUAGUGACGCAUCAAACCUUAAUAAAAGUGAUGUUUAACGUAAAUAACGUAAAGAGAAGUUUAAUUAUUGGAUCAUGCUUGUAACGGCGAAACAAUUAUAAUAGAACGACAAAUCUGUAAAAAGCCCAAAACUUUUCGACCUAUUUAUGUAAGUUUAUACAUAAUUAUUUGUUAAUAAACAGAACAGGUGUAUCAGAACCGGGCGGUUAUUCAUAAAAUAUCGCAGCGACUCAAUAUUAUUUAUGAUUAUAUUUUGAAAGGAAAAUCUAAUAUGGAAAGUGGAUUUUGUAAAGCGUUUUAUUUUCUGGAAAAGAUAUACAUAUGUAUGUAUUAAAUUUAGUGAUUACUUUAAAAGUAAAAAUGUAGUGAAAUUCAAGAAAGCGUAUGUAAUUCAAGUCUUAUGAAAAGUUCUUAGAAAAAAUUUAGCAUUAAAGUUUUGAACGAAGAAAAAGAAAUUACUGUAACCUUCAGUUUUUAGUGUAAAAUGUAACAUAUUUUGGCAUAUAUGUACAUACAUAAGUAUGUAUG
Molecule: messenger RNA, 3556 nt
Organism: Rhagoletis zephyria (snowberry fruit fly)
Lineage: Eukaryota; Metazoa; Arthropoda; Insecta; Diptera; Tephritidae
Gene: msl-1
Product: male-specific lethal 1
Cellular component (GO): MSL complex
Molecular function (GO): chromatin binding
Source: RefSeq, a predicted model, not a curated record